UCUUCCCUCCCCACUUCCACGCUCUCUCAGAUGACCAGACUUUCCUUUGGCUCUCCCUCCCGAAAUUCCGGAGGAUUUCUUCAUAAUAUUCACGGAAUAAGAUACGGUGGCAAUAUAAAAGAGGGCCGAUUGCGCCAUAUAUCGAAGGUUAGCGGUGAAUAUCCAGCGGCAAAGCAGAGAUUCCCCUCAAUUGAUUUCCUUCAUAAAGCGAUUGUCUUUGUGGUACCCACACUCGCCCAUCUAUUGAGCUGAAGCCUCUUCAGCUCAGUCUCUGUGGAUGUUUAUGGAAAGUGAAUCGGCCUCGUGAUGUUCUAUAUUCGGUCCUUAUUCUGCCAUCUGAAUUCUGAGCUGUGAAGAAAUUACGCGUUCAGAUCUUAUUCUGCUCUAACACUGUUUGGUAGUUCGGAAGCAGGAUUUAGGUAUCUUUCCUUUUUUUUGAAACCAGCCUUGUAGAUCAAAUCCCUACUUUGAUUUUGCAGUUCAUGAGAAUUUGCUUCUUUUUUUUUCCUGCUGAAAUUUGAAGUCUUGAAUUCGGAGUUGUUCAUCUAAAGAGAAGUUUGAGUUGAUAAAAGUGAAAUAACGAUGCUGUCAAGGGGAUCAUUGGAAGAGGGGAAAGACCUUUCUGUUAGAUCAACAAAUCAAUAUAAGCCUCUACCUCUAAGAUUACUUCAGUUUCUUCUUUUGUUUCUGGGUAUCUGUGUUGCAUUUUCACUUGUUAGUAUGUACACAGUCCGUUAUUUUGGAAUCCAGACUACAGUUCCUAUGUUACAAUCCGGACUUGAGUCGUGUUAUCAAGAAAUAAGUAGUUUGGAGAAUUGGAUUAGGCCUCCAUCACAUCUUUUGCAUAAUCUUAAUGACACGGAGCUAUUAUGGCGAGCUUCGUUUGUACCACAAGUGAAGGAUUAUCCUUUUAAGAGAAAACCCAGGAUUGCAUUCAUGUUCUUGACUAGAGGGCCUCUGCCUUUGGCCCCAUUGUGGGAGAAGUUUUUUGAGGGAAAUGAGGAGCUCUAUUCAAUCUACAUUCAUUCUUUGCCAUCUUAUACGCCCGAUUUCAACACUUCAUCAGUGUUUUAUGGUCGACAAAUACCUAGCCAGGUAGCAGAGUGGGGAAGGAUGAGCAUGUGUGAUGCAGAAAGGCGGCUUCUUGCUAAUGCAUUACUUGACAUAUCAAACGAAUGGUUUGUCCUCCUUUCUGAGGCAUGCAUUCCUCUUCAUAACUUCAGCAUUGUUUAUCACUACAUAUCAAGAUCCAGAUACAGCUUCAUGGGUGCUGUUGACGACCAAGGACCUUAUGGGAGAGGGCGUUACAAUGCAAAAAUGUCACCCACGGUUAACCUAACCGAUUGGCGUAAAGGGUCCCAGUGGUUUGAAGUAAACAGAAAGUUGGCCGUUGACAUCAUCAAAGAUGAGGUUUACUACCCCAAGUUUGAGCAGUUCUGCAGGCCGGCUUGUUAUGUGGAUGAACACUACUUCCCCACCAUGCUGAGCAUGGAGUCUCCUGGCCUCCUUGCGAACCGGAGUCUGACAUGGGUCGAUUGGUCAAGGGGCGGGCCUCACCCCGCUACAUAUGGCAAGGGUGACAUUACUGAUCAACUGUUCAAGAAGAUAUCUGACAAGACAUGCUUUUACAACAACCAGCUGAACAGUCUCUGCUUUCUUUUCGCGAGAAAGUUUGCUCCCAGUGCUUUGGACCCUUUGCUAGAACACUCAUCCAAAUUCAUGGGCUUCUGAAAAAAAAGCCACUUCCUUUUUUGUGUGUAUGAAAUGACCAUUACUAUACCAUACCCUUACUUGGGGUGAUUACAUUAUUGAUUCGUGCCCAGGAAUGUUUCUAGUAGUAAUUUAGUAGGGAUGAUUGCACGCCCUCUCUAAUAUGUCUUUCCCCGGAGUGUCAUUUAUUGAAGUCAAGAGUGGACAACUAAAAUAGAGGAGGCUCU
Messenger RNA from Cuscuta campestris, 1937 nucleotides. The record is from the annotation of a GenBank genome assembly. Lineage: Eukaryota; Viridiplantae; Streptophyta; Magnoliopsida; Solanales; Convolvulaceae.